CAAGAAGUUGAUGCAGACUCUUUCAUACUUCAUUUAUAACAGUUCUACUAGUAAAGACAGACUUUUUCUUACCACGGAUUUACUUAAACAUGUGGACUCUCUUUCGGAAACAUACGUAAGACAAAAAUAUCUAACGUAUAUACUCUGUGGAUAUUUUGUAAAGAGUGAUUUUUGGACUAUGCACUGUCGUGUCAUCCUCUCCUGCGUUACCCUGCUGCUCUCUGGAGUAUUAUUAUCGACCAAAGCUGAUGGGUCUGAUGAAGAAAUUAAACCCCCAGACUGGAGAAAGACCAUAAACUCCAUCCGGAGCGGGAUUCACCGGAUCGACAAGUACCUCAACAUGGCUCUGGACCUGAUCGGAGGCUCAGACGGCCAGUGUCAGUUCACGUGCGGCGACGGUUCGUCAGACAUCAGGUACACACCGGUUCCUCGUCCUAACUACAGACCACCUCCACCAAACGGAUGUGGUUCACCGCUGUUUGGGUUUCAGUUUGAUGUUGGGAUCCCGUCUAUGACCAGAUGCUGUAAUGAGCACGACCGCUGCUACGACUCCUGCGGCAGAGAGAAAAGCGACUGUGAUGAGCAGUUCCAGCUCUGUCUGGAGAACAUCUGUCAGAACUUACAAAUGACACUGGGCUUGUCCCAAAGCGUUCAAGCCUGUGAAUCAGCAGUGACUGUGCUCUUCGAUACCGUCAUGCACUUGGGAUGUAAGCCGUACCUGGACAGCCAAAGAUCAGCCUGCAUUUGCCACUACGAGGAGAAGCCUGAUCUGUAAAUGGUUGAAGAGUUGAUUCAAAAAUGAAAAACACCUCACUGUUCACUCUUCCUCAUGCGGUUUAAAUCUUUACAGUUUCUUUUGUUGACGGCAAAAGAAGAUAUUUUGAAAAAUGAGUGUUGAUUGUACCCAUCAACUUCCAUAGUUUGGUAUGGUAUGGAGUUUUCUGUGGUAGUCAGCAAGUACCAAGAUUUUUCAAAAUAACUUUGUGUUCAACAGAAGAAAGAAUAGGUUUUGAACAAGUGAAUGGUGAGUAAAUGAUGACAGAAUUGCUUUUUUAAGAGGUGAUGGUUUGUUAUUAUCUCAGGGUACAGCACAGCUCACUGCUUUUGUUAGUUUUUCUUAAUUAUUAUAAUGUGAAUCAAUACAUUUUAAUAUUUACAAAAGAGGUGCAAUUAUUUUUGUAAUUUAUAUACAAACAAAAAGUAAUAUAUAAAUUGACAUGUAUAUACUGUACAGUAUAUUAUUAUGUAUACAGUGCAUGUCUGUAUUUAAAUUUAUACAACAGUUCUGUCUGGAUCUCAAAUCUGAUUGGCUGAUAGCCGUGAUAUAUUUAAGUAAUAUCAGCAUCCGUACAGCCUCUUUACCCUUUGUGUAUUACUCCGCCCACAUACAGCCAGCAACAAGCAGACACUGCAGUUUGACAAAUAUUACUGCCGUUAGACGACAAAAUAUACUUUUGAGGGUUUUUUAGUCGAGAAUUUAGUUGUUUAGAUUGCAACUAUGCAGUUUAUUUGCAAGAAUAGUGCCAAUUUAAAAAAAAAAAAAAA
Messenger RNA from Danio rerio (zebrafish), 1545 nucleotides. RefSeq names its product phospholipase A2, group XIIA (gene pla2g12a). Gene Ontology annotation, biological process: phospholipid metabolic process; lipid catabolic process; arachidonate secretion. Gene Ontology annotation, cellular component: cytoplasm; extracellular region. The record is from RefSeq and is marked provisional. NCBI's taxonomy places the organism in Eukaryota, Metazoa, Chordata, Actinopteri, Cypriniformes, Danionidae. Gene Ontology annotation, molecular function: A2-type glycerophospholipase activity; calcium ion binding.